Molecule: messenger RNA, 1293 nt
Organism: Pseudo-nitzschia multistriata
Lineage: Eukaryota; Bacillariophyta; Bacillariophyceae; Bacillariales; Bacillariaceae
Source: the annotation of a GenBank genome assembly
GAGUCAUACGCUGCUCCCUAAAAACAGACGACAUGUUCUUUUCCACUUUGCCAUCUUGACUUCUUGCAAUUUAGAGAGACGGCGGUUCAUGAGCAUGGUGCGUGGUACGUGCUUUUGCUGGUAGUUGUGUCAACUUCUGGCACGAGGAAUCAUGUCAUCCCAGAUCAGAAGACGAAGUACCGAUACUACAGGCCGGUAGGGUAGAAAUUACGACUACACUGCAACGGAUCAAACAUGAAUGAUAAUCGCUUCCUGCUUCUAUUGGUGUAGCACGAAGCCCUCUCCCGUACUAGAACGAAUACCGCACGAUAGCUCCAUCCACAAAAAGAACGAUUCAUCGUCGUCGUUCAGAACGAGUCAUAAUCGCAUUGUUCCUCUUUUCCAAAUCUUCGAAGUAAGAGAGAACCGAUAUUCAAAAGAAUCCACGAGAACGAGCUAUAUCAAAGAACAAUGGUUGCUUYCACGAGCCCAAUCCACGUCGUAGCAGCWUCUCUGGUGCUAUCAUCAAUCAGUGCAUUUGGUCCUUGCUUAGAGCCACUCUCCCACUCUCACUCGUACAAUCACGGACGCUUCUCGCAUCUGUACGCCUCCGAAGGCGAAGAAAAUAACCACCACGACAGCGAYGAAUCGCUUCCAUCCUAUUCUUGUGAAUUUGACCUCGUGACUGCUGCUCCGCUUGAUGGUUUGGACGAGCUUUCGACGCUGUUCAACCACGGAGGUUUCGAUGGGACCUUYCCGUUUCUGCAGGAACAAGCAGAGGCAAUGGCUCUAGGAACCUACGAAGAGAAUGGUUUGCUCGAAUUCGAUAUAUGGGAGAACGAGUCGCUUGACUUGUGCGGUGACGAGUGCAAAGAAUGCGAGAUUCCCAAAGAUUGGUUUGCGGUAUCUCCGGCGGAAGAGAUCGAUGUCAUGAAAUUUCUUGGCGUCACCCGAGUAAAACCCCUGCGCUGACGUUUUCGAGAAAACCAUUAUUCAAGGGUAGCGAACAAGCGAGUGAUUCGAUGCUUCUUUUCAAACCAGGGGGAACUCGUUGGGUGGUGUCAUUCAAUUCGACAGCGAUCGGCACGCCGUCCAACAAAGUAAAUGGCUUCCAAAGACAAACGUUGAUUGAUUGCAGAUUGCUUGAAUCUUCUCUGUGGAAUUGCCAUUACAUACUAUUAUACAUACAUUUCGAAAUACGAUAAACAAACUACAUAGAGCUAAUAAACAAAAGACAUWAUCGAGUGUAAACAUUGAAAUACUACAAAGAAGUAGUGUCAUGCGAUUGGGAAUCAUUAAAAUUGAACAUUUGAU